AAGCGCAAGGAGCGCACUGAAGAGAGGGUGGAAAUGACGGAGAAGGCCUUGGCGAAGGCCCGAGCCGAAACGGAGGCCUCGGCAAAGAAGGCGAGGCAAGAGCCUUCCGGGGAGGUGAACAGCCCUCGCCAGGCUUCUGGGAUGACAAUACCCACAUCUCCCUCCACCCGGAGGACUUCGAGCCUGUGCGCAGCCCGAGCCAUGCACAGGGGACCUCGCAUACCGAGCAGACCUUAUCCGAGGCGCCGGUCCCCUUUACUCAAAUGUCCAAGACGGACAAGAGAGAACGGAUUGCCAGUGCCUUGGAGAUACUGGUUACCCAAACCGACCGAGAUCACAUCAACGCGGUAAAUGGGAAGAAUGAGUCGAGCGAGCUCUUUCGCUCCUGGAUGGACUUUUCCAUCCGGAUGACCAAAGUAGCCGAGGACCGGCUCACACUGGUGCAGGAGGUUCAGAGCCUGAAGGAGGCGGCUCGGAAGCACUUUGAUGAAGUAUAUCAGGCCAAGGAGGCCAAGCGUCUGGCCGAGCUCCGCUUGGAGGAGGCCAACAAAAAAAUUGAGAAGGGCGAGGCGACCUGGAAGCAAGAGAGGGAAGACUGGAAGGUCGAAAGGACCAACCUUUCUCUUGCCAAAGAAAACGCUGAGUCCGCCAAAGUUACGGCCGAGACCAAGCAAGCUUAGGCCGAGAAGGAUUUGGAAGAG
Molecule: messenger RNA, 701 nt
Organism: Beta vulgaris subsp. vulgaris (sugar beet)
Lineage: Eukaryota; Viridiplantae; Streptophyta; Magnoliopsida; Caryophyllales; Amaranthaceae
Exons: 2
Coding region: 264-680 (138 amino acids)
Source: RefSeq, a predicted model, not a curated record